Molecule: messenger RNA, 1795 nt
Organism: Plectropomus leopardus (leopard coralgrouper)
Lineage: Eukaryota; Metazoa; Chordata; Actinopteri; Perciformes; Serranidae
Gene: casp8
Product: caspase 8, apoptosis-related cysteine peptidase
Biological process (GO): proteolysis; regulation of apoptotic process
Molecular function (GO): protein binding; cysteine-type endopeptidase activity
Source: RefSeq, a predicted model, not a curated record
CUCUGAAAGUGAAAUUCGCAAACAGCGACAGAAGGAGCUGGACGCAAAAAAAACACGCUAAAACUGGGACGUAGUUUGCGAUUUUGUCGCUUUUAAAAACUUUUUUUGUCUCUGGAUCAGAAACAUCGUCACGUUGUCGCCUCUCGGACGCGACCUGUCAGCGAAAUGCACACUUUUCGUCUUCACUCCCUGCCUCAGUCUGUCCAGUGUGCAGUGAGCUGAGCAGUACUGUGCUUGAGGGACGAGGUCCGUGAUGGACAGGCUGAAGCUGUCCCGCAUAGACGAGGAGCUGGAGUCCUCGGAGGUGGCAGCUCUCUGCUUCCUGUGUCGGGAUGUCGUCAACAGAAAACGCCUGGAGGGGAUCAAUGAUGCAAAACAGCUGUUCAUGAGGUUAGAAGAAAAAGGCCUGCUGGACGAUCAUUUCUUCCUUUGUCAGCUGCUUCAAACUAUCCGUCGAGCGGAUCUCCUGAACCUCCUGGAGACCGACAGCAGGCAACCCGAAGACACCGACGCCCUUCCCAUGCUGUCAGAAUACAGGGUGAUGCUGUACAGAGUGUACGAGGACAUGACGCUGGAAAAUCUCAAAAACAUGAAGUUUCUGUUGAGCAGCAAACUGGGCAGAGGACAAAUUGAGACAUGCAAUACUGCUCUGGAUAUUUUUGCCGAAAUGGAAAAAAAAAGUUUACUGUCAAAUACAAAUCUGCAUGAGCUGCAUACAGCGCUGCAGGAGCUGGAUCAACAGCUGGCUCUGACUGUGCAGGACUACAUGAGAGGGAGAACCAGGCAGCAUCAAACUACAGUAACUCCUCAUGUCAGCAUGGAUUACCAGAGGAACAACAACAUGCACCAGCCAGUACAACCCAGUGUGUCCAUAUCUGAGACUCAGCCCAGCUACGAACAAGCGAGUGUUUGCUCCGAUGCAGAACCAAAGAGGGUCUCCCCCCCCGUUUCUGAUCACGCAGAGUACUACGCUCUGAAUCAUAGCCCACAUGGUUUGUGUGUGGUCAUCAACAAUGAGGAAUUCCUGGGAAGAGAGCUGAAGAGACGAGGAGGGACUCAGGAGGAUGUCAAGUCUCUGCGCAGAGUGUUCAGCAGCCUCGGCUUCACUGUGGUGGUGCACAACAACUUCAGUUCAACAGACAUGCGACUGGAGCUGACAAAUCUGGGCAAGAGGAGUUUUUUUUUGGAGGAGGAUGCCUUGGUGGUAUGCGUGCUGUCCCAUGGAGAAAAGGAGUGCGUUUUUGGGACCGAUGAGAAGCCGGUGUACUUGCGAGAACUGACGCAGCCCUUCACCAGCAAGGCAGCUCCCACUUUGGCCGGGAAGCCCAAGCUGUUCUUCAUCCAGGCGUGUCAGGGAAGCGGCUACCAGAGAGGGUCCGUGCUGUGUACCCCGAUGCCACAACAUGAGGAGGACACACAGAGCCCGCUGGAGGAAGACGCAGGUCGUGUGCACGGCGAGACGGUGCCUUGGGAUGCCGACUUCCUGCUGGGCAUGGCGACCGUGCAGGAUUGCAAAUCAUUUCGAAACACUUCCACCGGCUCCAUCUACAUCCAGGAGCUGUGCAAGCAGCUGAUGGAGGCCGCUCAAAGCUCGGAGAACGACGACGUCCUCUCUGUGCUGACUCGUGUGAACAGGGAGGUCAGCAAAGGAGAAUAUUUAAACUACAAACAAAUGCCUGAGCCCAAGUACACCCUCACCAAGAAGCUCGUCCUCAAGUUAGUGUGAGCUGAGAGCGACUAAGUGCAAUGCUAAAAGUGUGUUUACAGUGUGUGUGACUCUGUCUGUGUGUGUGUG